Molecule: messenger RNA, 2282 nt
Organism: Ilex paraguariensis (yerba mate)
Lineage: Eukaryota; Viridiplantae; Streptophyta; Magnoliopsida; Aquifoliales; Aquifoliaceae
Source: the annotation of a GenBank genome assembly
UUCUUCUAGCAAAAAACUAACCAGAACAGCAAUGGCGGCCAUUUUCAGUUAGCCUCCUCCCACACGCCCACGCCAUGGUCAAAGCAUUGUUUAAUCUCCACUACACUAAACCAAACAAACCUCUGUUGAAAUUUAUUGCCAAAAUUCAAUGAUUUCUCUUCAACCAAUCACCAGAAUUUUCAAGUCAAAAAACCAGUCAGCGGUCAGUGGUCCAUCUUCACCUUCUUCAUCAACCCACCAUCGUUUUACAUGAAACUUGCAGAAAAUUUUCAAAUCCUCAUUCGAACAUGUCAUCCCAUUUGAAAUUGGGUUUUGGGUUAUGGUUAUGGUUAUGGUUCUGGGUUUUGAGCUCAAUUUGUUUUACUGUCCAAUCGAAGUGUUCUAAAGGUUGUGAUUUGGCUUUAGGCUCAUACUAUGUUUGGCUAGAAUCAAACUUGACCUUCAUAGAGGAAGUGUUAAGUGCUCCAAUCCCCGAUAUUCUCAGUUACAACCCACGAAUCCCAAACAAAGACAGCGUCCAAUCCGACAUCAGAAUUAACAUACCCUUUUCCUGCGACUGUAUCGCCGGUGAAUUCUUGGGACAUGUGUUUACGUACAACGUUCGUUCCGGCGAUACCUACGACAGGGUUGCGCAGACAUACUACGCGAACUUGACGACGCCGGAGUGGGUGAGGAGGUUUAACAGUUACGCGCCGGAACGAAUUCCAGAUACUAAUGCCAGACUUAAUGUGACAGUGAAUUGUUCGUGUGGGAAUAGUAGGGUUUCGAAGGAUUAUGGGUUGUUUGUGACGUACCCUUUGAGGCCUAACGAGAGUUUGGAUUCGGUUGCCGCGCAGGAGAAUCUCACUGCCGAUUUGAUACAGAGAUAUAAUCCGGAUUCGGACUUUAGUGCCGGGAGUGGCCUGAUUUACAUCCCAGGCAAAGAUAGAAAUGGAAGCUAUCCACCCUUUAAAACCAGCACAGGUGGUCUUGCCUUCUUCCCAUGGUGGUUCAGUGUUAACUUUCUUCAUUUUCCAUAUUUGGACACUUUAGAUGAUAAUUUGGAGCGUUCAUACUGCUUAAGCCUAUAUUUUGCUCUUAUCUCAGUAGGAUUAUCACCUGGGGCCAUAGCUGGAGUUUCUGUAGCAGGAAUAGCAGGAUUGCUGUUAUUUGGAGGCUGCUUAUAUGUUGGAUUUUUCAGGAAUAAGAAGCUACAAAAGACUGUAAUGCUCUCAAGAACAUCUGAAGAUCAACCUCUUCAAGCUGCUCCUGCUUCUGGAGGUCCUGUGGUCAAAGCUGCAGAAUCCCCUGGACUUGCUGGUGCUUCUCCUGGCCUCACUGGCAUAACUGUUGACAAAUCAGUGGAGUUCUCAUAUGAAGAGCUUGCAAAGGCUACCAAUGACUUCAGCAUUGCUAAUAAGAUUGGUCAAGGUGGCUUUGGCUCUGUUUACUAUGCUGAGCUCAGAGGCGAGAAAGCUGCAAUUAAGAAGAUGGAUAUGCAAGCAACAAGAGAAUUUCUAGCUGAAUUAAAGGUUUUGACACAUGUUCAUCACCUGAACCUGGUGCGCUUGAUUGGGUAUUGCACUGAGGGUUCUCUUUUCGUGGUCUAUGAAUACAUUGAAAAUGGCAACUUAAGUCAACAUUUGCAUGGGUCAGGGAUGGACCCGCUGCCAUGGCCAACUAGAGUGCAAAUUGCCCUGGAUUCAGCAAGAGGUCUUGAAUAUAUCCAUGAGCACACUGUUCCUGCCUAUAUCCACCGUGAUAUUAAAUCAGCAAAUAUUCUGAUAGAUAAAAAUUUCCACGGGAAGGUUGCAGAUUUUGGUUUAACAAAGCUCACUGAAGUUGGAAGCACUGCUCUGCCCACACGUCUUGUGGGUACAUUUGGAUAUAUGCCACCAGAAUAUGCUCAAUAUGGUGAAGUUUCUCCUAAAAUAGAUGUCUAUGCUUUUGGGGUUGUGCUUUACGAACUAAUAUCUGCCAAGGAAGCCAUUGUCAAGGCAAAUGGUUCUGUUGCUGAAUCGAAGGGCCUAGUUGCUUUGUUUGAGGAAGUUUUUAGUCAUCCGGAUGCAGGAAAAGACCUUUGCAAACUGGUUGACCCAAGGCUUGGGGAUAACUACCCCCUCGACUCAGUGCGCAAGAUGGCUCAGCUAGCCAAAGCUUGCACACACGAAAAUCCUCAGCUACGGCCAAGCAUGAGAUCCCUUGUGGUUGUGCUGAUGACUCUCUCAUCCACUACAGAGGAUUGGGAUGUUCGCUCCUUCUAUGAAAACGAAGCGCUAACGAAUCUAAUGUCCGGAAGGUAG